GCAAAAUUGUUGCCGAAGCAUAACUCUAAAGUCAAUAGGUGCUAGUUUGGGUGGGGAUUUGAAAAAAAUUCGUAUCAAAAUUCAGUUUUUUGUUAAUUUUAACUGAUUUUAUUUUAUGGCGUCUACUUUAUUUUUUAACAAUUUCUUCACAACUAAAUUGUAAAAGUAAAUAACUGAAAACAAUAAGUAACUUAAUAAAUUGAUUUUAACUACUUGCAUAACAAGUAUUGAACUUGAUGCCCUCAUUUCGCUCUUCCGAUCCCGCUAAUCAACUCUAACAUGUUAAGGACAAAACUCGCAAUAUACGGCCUCGUUGCCCUUGCUGCUUUCUCUCAGGUUCUUGAUGCUGUUAGUGGUGCAAGACAAGUCAGUACUGCAGGCUGCAAGCCCUCUUCGUGUGGAGCUUUAACCGAUAUCAGUAGACCUGUCAGAUUAAAAGGCGACCCUCCCGAGUGUGGCGACCUUGACCAUGAACUGGCUUGUGAAAACGAUCAAGCCAUUGCCCAAAAUGACGAGUAUAGGAGUUUCUAUGUCCAAGAUAUCUUUUAUGAUCACUCUGAAAUUCGAUUGGUGGAUGGGAGUCUGGACAGUCAUAAAUGCUCCAUUCUUCCCAAAUCCCUUGUAAGUGAACACCAAAGCGAUUUUAUCUAUUUUCUAAGUUGCCAAUUACCCAUGAACUCUUCGCUUUACGUCGAUGCCUCUCCUUGCGCCAACGCCUCAUUCUCUCCGCACCCUUACUUUUAUGCUUUGUUUAGCGGAGAGACGCUGAACGCCACUGGUUUUCAUGAAUCUUGCACCGUGGAAGUUCAGGUUCCGCGACCCGUUCGGUUGCGGUCUUCUAAUGUCACCGGUCUGGGUCUGUCUAUAUUCGAUGUUCACCAGGAGCUUCUGAUGGGUUAUGACGUGCCCUGGGAUUGCGCAAACUCGUAUCUUUCCCGCAACAAAAUAUCUCUUCGAAAGAUGUAAGAAUUACGAGCAAUAACCGA
Durio zibethinus is the source of this 986-nucleotide messenger RNA. NCBI's taxonomy places the organism in Eukaryota, Viridiplantae, Streptophyta, Magnoliopsida, Malvales, Malvaceae. The record is from RefSeq and is a predicted model, not a curated record.